Messenger RNA from Zophobas morio, 1875 nucleotides. RefSeq names its product BTB/POZ domain-containing protein 9-like. The transcript has 11 exons. Gene Ontology annotation, biological process: circadian behavior; modulation of chemical synaptic transmission; adult locomotory behavior. Lineage: Eukaryota; Metazoa; Arthropoda; Insecta; Coleoptera; Tenebrionidae. The record is from RefSeq and is a predicted model, not a curated record. Bases 39 to 1694 code for a protein of 551 amino acids. Gene Ontology annotation, molecular function: protein binding. Gene Ontology annotation, cellular component: cytoplasm.
UUUGUAAAAGUUGUGUAGUACCCUGUCUUGUUUUUGCGAUGGAUAAUACAGAAAACGAAUGUUUUAUUAUUGACGAAAAGUCAGAGUUGGUGACAGAUAUUGCGUUGUUAUAUGGAACCAAAAAAUGUUCUGAUAUCGAUUUAAUUAUUAACAAAGAAAGAAUUUUGGCCCACAAGGUUAUUCUCGCGGCAAGAAGUUCCUAUUUCGAGAAACUCCUCUACAAAUACGGAAAAGAAAUAGAACAGAAAGAACUCACAAUCUGCCUAAAUACUUCAACCGAUUACUUCCGAGAAAUUAUCAAAUUUAUCUACACUGGUGUUAUAACUAUAAACCUUUCAAACUUGGACACUGCUCUGGAUCUUCUUGAUUUAGCCCAUCAGUGCGGCCUUACAGACGUGGAAACCAUCAUAGGGCAGAAAUUGAAGUCUCUCCUCAAUGACAAAAACAUUAUCCCUAUUUUGAACAUGGCAAAUCUCUAUGACCUAAUCGAACUUCGCGACGCUUGCCAUGCCUUCAUAGACCCAAAGGCUUCAGAAAUCCUCAAACAAGAAUCUUUCAAGGAAUUAAGCCAAAAAUCUUUGAUUAAAUUGUUGGAAAGAGAUUCGUUUUUUGUUCCCGAAAUCGAGAUUUUUGAAAGCAUAGCUCAGUGGUGUCAAGCUAAUAUCCACGAUGCUGAUUUAGUGGUGAAAUGUGUUCGGUUAUCUUUGCUGACUGUUGAAGAAAUUGUGUCCAUAGUUUGGCCGUCGAAGCUUGUCGCUUGUGAAGAUUUACUGCAAGCUAUUGCGGAAAUUGUUGAAGUAAAACCGAAACAGAGUAGUUGCAGGGGAAAAUUAUUAUUGGAGGUUAAUGUUGCUACUCCUGAAUAUAACGCUACUGUGAUUGCCGGCGAUAACACCAAAUAUGUAUUAAAUGGCAAUAGAGACGUGAAUAAGUGGACAACGACAUUAAAUGGCGAUACCACUGGACUGGUUAUUAAACUUGGGUUCCCGGCUGUUAUUAAUCACAUUCGUAUGUGUUUGUACGAUGGAAAUUUAAGAACUUUUCGGUAUUAUGUGGAAGUUUCAAUCGACCAGAAGGAAUGGAAAAAAGUUAUAGAUUAUAGUAACUUUGGUUGUCGAUCUUAUCAGCAUUUAUAUUUUGAAAAACAAGUUGUACAGUAUGUGAAAGUGGUUGGUACUUACAGUUCACUAAAUGAGUACUUUCACUUGAUAUUCUUCGAAGCCUAUUGCAAAGAAAAUAUUCCUAGAAUCGUAAAUGGCAUCGUCUAUCCCACUUCAAACGUUGCUACCGCGGAAAAAAAAGCAGCAGUUAUUGAAGGGACCAAUGGAGCUGCAUUACUUGACGGGGUUACUACCAACUAUCAGAACUACACAUCCCACAAAAUUGGUUCGGGAAGUAUAAUCGUACAGUUAGCUCAACCAUUCAUGAUUUCAAGUAUGAAGCUUAAAUUGUGGGACAACGAUGAUAGGUUUUACAAAUAUUAUGUUGAAACUUCAGUAAAUAUGACUGAAUGGACAAUCGUCGCAGAUCUCAGAAACGAAGAAAAUAAAUCUUGGCAAGUCUUACGUUUCUCUGACAGACAUGUAUCUUUCAUCAAAAUUACUGGAACUGAAGCUUCUCCGGUUGCUGGAAAGGUUUUCGCUUUACUACACUUUGAAUGUCCCACGGAUGACGAAAAUGAGACGUGUGAAUAAUAUCUUCAAGUUGCACCAAGAAUAUUAGAACAUUAACUUGAACGAAACGGCGAUUCAAAACGUUGACUACUUAAAUAACAUAUACUUAUAUAAAUAUAUAUAAACAAUAACAAUAAUAAUAACUGAGUUUAUUGUCCUUGUUAAUUAUGGUGAUGGUAAUAAAUCUUUGUAAGAAACAAAA